Molecule: messenger RNA, 1665 nt
Organism: Cylicocyclus nassatus
Lineage: Eukaryota; Metazoa; Nematoda; Chromadorea; Rhabditida; Strongylidae
Source: the annotation of a GenBank genome assembly
AUGAAAGGCAACAAUUAUUUCCAGAGUACUAACGCAGAAGAUGAGCACUUAUACGAAGAAGCGAGUUCAAAAGAAGCUGUGACACGGAACGGCUCAUGCAACAAUUUAGCUGAUCAAACAAGCCCUUACGCGAAUCUCGAUCCGAACAAAUUGGUGGAUGCUUAUGGAUUUGGAUUGUAUCAAAUGUUGUGUCACUUUCUGGGCAACGGUGUAAGCUUUUUCUACUCUUCGGCCUUGUACGUCAUGCCAUAUGUGGGAGCGAGUCCUACCCUUGAAUGUGUCUAUCAGAACCAAAGUCUUCCUGUUGAUACAAGCUGCUUGAUUUCAUCAAAAGGAGACCUUUUGCAUGGAAAGUGCGGAGUCGUUGAGAACACUUCUUUGAUAAUCAAAGAGCCUUCUUAUUCUACUACUUUAAUCAAAGAAUUUGGUCUAAGCUGCAGCUCAUUUGUAUGGAAGGAGGCUGGACUGACAGCAUUCACUGUAGGUGCUGUGACAAUGAUGCCGGUAUUGACUUCAAUGGCUGAUUCACAUGGAAGGAGACCACUGAUCUUGCUAGCUUUGACCAUAUCAAUCACUUGUCAUAUGCUCGCUUCAAUUGCUCCAAAUUACUAUAUAUUUAUAUUUCUGAGAUUCUUAAUAGGUGCAGCUAGUGACACCUACUAUUCUUUAGCUUAUGUGCACUCUUGCGAGAUACUUCCAACGUCAGGAAGAGCAUGGAUCACUGUUGUGGAUUCGAUAGCAUGGGUUCUUGGAAUGUUUUGGGUUGGUAUCCUGUCACUAGUUGUGAAGCAGUGGAGGAUGAUGUAUUUUGCUUGCGCAGCUCCGGGGCUCGCAACAGUCGCAUACUAUUUUUUUCUUCCUGAAACACCACAUUGGCUGAUACAACAUGAAAGAUACAAGGAGAUAGAGAAUUUUGUAAGAAUUGCUAACAACUCAUGUAAACGUGUCGACUUACUCCCGGAUGAGAAGCAUGAAAGCUUAGCGGCCGUUCUGCGAAGUCUGCGAAUGUUGGAACUUCUUAUCAUCAAUGGUUUUCUUGAAUUAAUGCUGGCUUUUUACUACUUUGGACUAUCAUUUUUAUCUAUCGAUCUCAGUGAUGACCGAUUCACUGCAUACAUGCUGUCUGCAUUUGUUGAAUUGCCUGGAGGGCUACUCGUAGUUCCUCUUAUGCUCUAUAUGGGGCGAAGAAAUAUAUGUAUGAGUACUAUGAUAAUGCAAGGCAUUGCUAUCAUCAUUGCUCCACUUUCCCAAGAACCACAAUGGUUUUUGGUUGCAUUCGUAUUACUAGGGAAGUUGAUUAACAGCAUUACGUAUGAAGUACACCCCAUAUACAUCUCAGAAAUGGCCCCUACAUCAGUCAGGUCUUUGUUCCAUUCAAUCAUAAACGUUCCGCAAAGUAUAGGAAUCAUCAUAGCACCAUACCUUCGCCACAUGGAUUUUGGACCAAAAUACACAAAGUACUUGAUUGUUGGUAUACUAUGCGUAAUUUCUGGGGCAUCAUGCAUUUUCUUACCAGAAACUAGAGACUGUCCUUUACCACCCGAUAUCAAAGCUGCUUCUAAAUAUUGCUUUACACAUGCAAAAGACAAGGAAAAACUCAUGAGCAAACGACAGUCUGAAGACACGGCUACCUUAAGUGAAAAAGAAUCAAAAUCUGCCGAAUAA